AAUAAACGCGCUCUCAAAAUCACCUGGACUCGUGAAAUCUUUCCUGCGUGAAGUCAAGAACCCACACGCUACAGGCUGGCCUGAGGAAGAGCCGCUUGGCGCCCGGUUCCUGCCUGGUAACAAUCUGGAGGGUCAUCAUUUUCAGUAAACUAACCAAGCCAGAACGUGAGAGUGCAGAAGGGCCUAUGCUGACAACGGUUUGGAACGCAUUUCCUCUUGGAAUCUACCCUGUGGCUUAGCUUUCAAACCAGAGGCUCAUCUUACCCAGGAAAACAUGGCCCCCGUGAAGACGAGAUGGAUAUAUUUUUCCCUCGUGGUUCUGGGAGCCCUUUGCUUGUAUUUCAGCAUGCACGACCUGUCUAUUUUUAAAGGAGAGCCAUUUAUCUUCAAGAAAGAAUACGGGAGGUUCCUCCAGCUCCCAGACGUAGACUGCGGGCACAGCCCCCCGUUCCUUGUCCUGCUGGUGACCUCCUCGCACGAGCAGCUGUUCGCUCGCACCGCCAUCCGGAAGACGUGGGGCAAAGAGAAGGUCGUGAGAGGAAAACGGAUAAAAACGUUCUUCCUCCUGGGAACCACCCUCAGCGAGGGCGCGUCGCGAGCGGUGGCCCAGGAAAGCCAGCGACACCGCGACAUCAUCCAGAAGGACUUCGUGGACGUGUACUUGAACCUGACUCUGAAGACCAUGAUGGGGUUCGAGUGGGUCCACCACUUCUGUCCCCAGGCGGCUUUCGUGAUGAAAACGGACUCCGACAUGUUCGUCAACGUCUAUUACCUGGUGGAGCUGCUGCUGAAGAAAAACCGGACAAGCCGCUUCUUCACCGGCUUCUUGAAAAUGAACGAGCUUCCCAUCCGGGAGAAGCGCAACAAGUGGUUCGUGAGCAGGUACGAGUACCCGUGGGACAAGUACCCGCCCUUCUGCUCGGGCACCGCCUACGUGUUCUCGGGCGACGUGGCGAGCCAGGUGUACAACGUGUCCGAGGCCGUCCCCUUCAUCAAGCUGGAGGACGUCUUCGUGGGGCUGUGCCUGGCGCGGCUGAGGAUCGGCCUGGAGGAGCUGCACUCCGAGCAGACCUUCUUCCCCGCCGGCCUGAGCUUCUCCACCUGCCGCUUUAAGAAGAUCGUCGCCUGCCACUUCAUCCAGCCCCAGAAGAUGCUGAGCUACUGGAAGGCCCUGGAAAGUUCGCUGGGAGAGGAGUGUCCGGCGGAGUGAGGGGAGCCCAGCGAGCAGUGAUGUUGUUGAAGGAUCUUCCGAUGGCAUCGCUGAGAACCGUCGAGGGGGAGGGAGGGAGGGA
Miniopterus natalensis is the source of this 1292-nucleotide messenger RNA. RefSeq names its product beta-1,3-galactosyltransferase 5 (gene B3GALT5). NCBI's taxonomy places the organism in Eukaryota, Metazoa, Chordata, Mammalia, Chiroptera, Miniopteridae. Gene Ontology annotation, cellular component: Golgi membrane; endoplasmic reticulum. Gene Ontology annotation, molecular function: N-acetyl-beta-D-glucosaminide beta-(1,3)-galactosyltransferase activity. Gene Ontology annotation, biological process: protein O-linked glycosylation. The record is from RefSeq and is a predicted model, not a curated record.